Cydia amplana is the source of this 452-nucleotide messenger RNA. Its product is annotated as ejaculatory bulb-specific protein 3-like. The transcript has 2 exons. The record is from RefSeq and is a predicted model, not a curated record. NCBI's taxonomy places the organism in Eukaryota, Metazoa, Arthropoda, Insecta, Lepidoptera, Tortricidae. The coding region runs from base 19 to 381 and encodes 120 amino acids.
UUGCCAAACAUCAUCACUAUGAAACUCCUCGUCCUGGUCGCGCUCUUCACCCCGCUGGUGGUCUGCUAUGACGCCAAGUACGAUUCCAUCGACGUGGACAAGGUCCUGGCCGACGAGGCUCAGUUCACCGCCUACAUCAACUGCAUGCUUGACAAGGGACCGUGCACGGUGGAGCACUCCGCUGAUUUCCGAAAGCUGCUCCCUGAAGUAGUCGCAACCGCCUGUGAGAAAUGCUCGGAUGUCCAGAAGGCGAACAUGAGAAAGUCAGUCAAAGCUCUGCAGGAGAGGAAACCGACCGAGUUCGCAGAGUUCAGGGCGAAGUACGACCCUAAGGGAGAACAUGAACAGAAAUUCACCGCUUUUAUACUGGAGUCCAAGUAAAUUAAAAACCAGAAUGCUACGUCACCUAUCUUCCUUAAAAACUCUGCAAAGACUACGGCUCUUGAAUAAAU